Rotaria sp. Silwood1 is the source of this 2000-nucleotide messenger RNA. NCBI's taxonomy places the organism in Eukaryota, Metazoa, Rotifera, Eurotatoria, Philodinida, Philodinidae. The record is from the annotation of a GenBank genome assembly.
UGGUAUGUAUGAAUUCAUCUUGAAAUUCCAACAUAUAUUGUACGUUACAUAUCAUGUAGAUUUAAUAAAAAUUGAUCAAAAUUUAAUAAUUCAUAUGAAGAUAAUCAUUGAAUUUGUUAUGAUAUAAUUAAAACAAUUAUUAAUAAAAUGAAUAAUCAAAUAACAUAAUUUGAUUAAAAUAUUCUUCAGGAAUAUAGAUUAUUAAAAAUAAAUUUUGAUAUGAUUGAAAAUUAAAAUGAAAAAGAAAAAGAUAUAUUUUUUAUUCCCUAGACUGAAAGGCUAGGGUCUAGAAACCGAAAUUCACCUGUGUCUGUCUGUCUGUCUGUCGGUAACGCGGUCAAAAUGGCCAUUUUUUUGGCACAAACGGCCAUUUUUUUACUAAAAUUAACUAGGUAACUAUGGUACAAAUGAGCAUGUAACUAUGGCACAAACGGUCAUUUUUUUGGUACAAACGACCACGUAACUAUGGCACAGGUGACCAUAUAGCAACCAUGGUACAAAUGACCAAAUACUAAUUAUGGUCAAAAUGGCCGUUGUAACUAUGGUACAAAUGACCAUUUGGUUCAAAUGCCCACAGUAACUGUGGUACAAUUGCCCAUAGUAACAAUGGUACAAAUGGCCAAAUAAUAACUAUGGUCAAAAUCGCCAUAGUGAUCGUGGUAAUAGUGAUGAUAGUAACACCAUGAUCAAAAAAUCGACUUGGUAAUUAUAACACAAAUGAUCAUACGAUAAUAAAAAUUUAUUCUUGUUAAUAAUGUGAUAUAUAAAUAAACGAAAUAAAAUUCUUUUUUUUUUGUGCAAACAGCGCCAAUACAUAAAUAAAAAUUAUAAAAAUACACUAAUAUUUAUUAUUUGAAAGAUGAACAACGAUAUGAAUGCAAACAAAUCGUCGCAUAAACGUGGUUUCUUCUUCGAUACCCGAGAGGAACGAUUACAACAGCUGGAGAUGAUCUUAAGUAUAUAAUGUAAUCUCAGAGGAUAAAAAUUAUGAGUAAAAUUUUAUUAAGUCAGUAACUUUUUCGAAAAGCUAUUUGAUUAUCCCUUUUGAUCAACUUACUGAUAUGCUUGAAACUUGUUACAAGUUUAUGAAAAAGUAUCUUUGCUGGAAGCUUAAACUUGACAUGAAGUGUUGUACAAUUUCUGGCGAAACUUUCACGGAAGAAUAUAUCCAAGAAAAAAUGGAUGUAUCUUAUGCUUAUUUUGCAGCUGAUUGGAAAUGCAUCCAUUAGAGUGAGAAUUCUCCAAAUUAAGUUUUCUGGUCGCCUAAGAUAUACUGGUCAUAUUAUCAAUUUUUGCGUAUUACUUUUUUAUGUAGCUUUUUAUGCUGUUACAUACGUACAUGCAUUCUAUCAGUCUAGGGCUAAGUGAAUCGCUUGACGAUGAACGUUACUUGUUUAAUUGAUUAUUACGAAAAUAAUUGUUUUGAAUGAAAAACUUUUUUUUGUUUAGAAAUACUUGUAUGUAUGUUUUUGUUCAAAUAGAGAUUAGUUCGUUCGUUUUGAAAAUGAAAAACAAAUUUUUUUAUAUUAACGAUUUUUAUUGUAGAUUUCACAUGAGUCUUUCUCCAUUUCUGGAAUCCCUUUUGGAGUUAUACCACCAAGAUUGUGUAUCGAACCUCCACAAAAUUAUUGUUGCUUGUCACUAUGUUUUUUUGAAAAGUGGUUAUUUAAUAACAAAUCAUUUGGGUGUAAAAAGUAUGUCUUUGGGACUUUUGUUAUUUUUUCUUAUCUUUAUAGCAAAAAACAGAAAUUAUUUACCGGCAAAAGACACCAAAUGGUCGACUUAUGUUAAAUUAUAGUGAUAAUACAAAUACUUUCACAGUACAUUAUUACAUGGAACACAACGAGUUUGUUAAUGUUUACUUUGAACGUGGUGCAGAUUUUUUCACGUAUAAAAUACGUCUUGCUACUUAUGUUCAAAAUCAUGUACUACAUGCACUACCUGAUUUCGAAGAAAGAUUACAAAGAAAAAUCAGCUACUUUACAAAUAGUUUACAUUAA